CACACUGUUUUUUGUCUAGUACUCCCCACGUUGUUGCUGAAUUCGGUUGCAAAUGUAGAUAAAUAAACAGACAUCAAUUUAUAAACUGAAUAAUUAAAAUAUAAAUGCCCAUCAUAAGCUUAAACAAUAGAUAAUUAAUUGUGAUUCCGUUGUCAUUAAGAGGUCACGAUGUUCUUUGAGUGAAAGCAUCUUAACCUCUCCAACAAUCACCGGAAAAAUCUCCGAAUUAUCCCAAGAAUUACUUGAUAACAUGUACAGUAGGAUUUUUAGAAGGUUUUUAGUGUUGAGUAGACAGUUGCCAUGUAAAUACGAUGCUGGGGUUAAAUCACAAGUGGGGGUGUCUUCAUUGUUGCUCCAAAAUGCUGCUAAAGACCGCAGGAGGAGUGUUUUUGCUGGUGUGAGACAUUGUAAUACCGAUGUGGAACAUUGUAAUACCGAUGUGGGUCUCAAGAAAGAUGAUGCGGCGCAGAAGAAGCUCGAUAAGUGGCUCGAAAAUCCUGAUAAUGAAAAGUUUUGGAGGGUUCUGCAGUUGGAGGUGGAUGUUUACAGGCAGAAUGGAUUUCCUGUGCCUGAGGAGAUUAAACCGAGACAUUGGUACGAGUUAACUCUAUUGGAGAGUCGAAAUAAGAGGAGAAAAUAUCUGGACUUUUUAUUUGGACUCGAGAAGAAAAAAGCGCACAGAGAAGAGAAGAAGCAAUUGCAAAGAGAAAGUCGUGAACAAUUUCGCGCUACAGAGAAAAUGAGAGACACUACAGAGAGUCCAACCUGGUUGGACUAUCGUCUGGGAAGAAAUUCCCCAUUUCUCAGGUUUUACGAGUCAACGAUGAAUCAACUGGGCAAUUGGCGAUUACUGAGAGCCAUGAUCUGGGGACAGAAACUGGUCAUGGAUUGUGGGUACGAGCAGCAGAUGACGAGGUAUGAGCGGAGGGUCUGUGCGAGGCAGAUGAUGCUGGCUUGGGCCGCUAAUCGGGACCAUCAGGAUCCCUUUGACCUCCAUUUCUGCAACUUCAAUGCUGAAGGGGACGUGCAUGCGGAUUUUCAGGCAUUCAUUCCUACCAUGUAUGACGAUGAUUUUCCUAUGAAUAUCACUUCGAAACCGUACUUGGAUAUUUUUGAUAAGGAUCAGUUGGUUUAUUUAACGCCUGACUGUCCUACUGAACUCAAGGAAAUUGAUCCUGAUGCUAUUUAUAUCAUUGGAGCAAUUGUUGAUAAGGUCAGUGGACGACCUCUGUCAAUGGCAAAAGCCAAACGAGAAUCCUUGAAAAUGGCAAAGCUCCCCAUCGAUCGCUAUCUGCACUUUGGUGGAGGUGGACACAAAGCUUUGACAUUGAAUCAAAUGAUUUCAAUAUUACUAGACGUCAACUUCACUAAUGACUGGGAGUAUGCUUUCAGGCAUGUGCCUCAGAGGAAACUAUUCCACAAUAGGCAGAAAAAUAUGGAAAGACGAGUGAACAAAUUUAUGAAAGAGAACGAAGAGCAAGCAGUUCUGUAUUCCUCCUCAGAACCUCAGGACUUCUCAAUAAAAUCCCGGAAAAAGUUUAAAGGAAAUUAAAUUGAGAUGCCUAUUACUACGACUUUGUGAAUUAAUAAAAGAUGAAAAUGUU
Molecule: messenger RNA, 1604 nt
Organism: Diachasma alloeum
Lineage: Eukaryota; Metazoa; Arthropoda; Insecta; Hymenoptera; Braconidae
Gene: rswl
Product: mitochondrial ribonuclease P protein 1 homolog
Exons: 3
Coding region: 251-1552 (433 amino acids)
Biological process (GO): mitochondrial tRNA 5'-end processing; positive regulation of mitochondrial translation
Cellular component (GO): mitochondrion; nucleoplasm; nucleus
Molecular function (GO): tRNA binding
Source: RefSeq, a predicted model, not a curated record